GUUGUGCUAGUCUGACUCGAGGCGUCUUGUCAAAGAGGACAACUUGCUUUAAAAUAACCUGAAAACAACUCAUUCUGGGGUUUUUUUUCCAGCGGCGCGGCGUAACGUGACGUUAAUUGUGAAGUAAACGUAGGAAUCUGUCCUUUUAAAAUAUCCCACUACACAUUUAUCUUAACGUUUGUUGUACCGCCUCUCAAAGCGGCUGUCAGAUCAACAUCUGCCUCAAAACUAACGCGAAUAUCCGUUUAGAAACAGAUGUGAAACUUUCAGUUAGUUUUAGUAAGAGCCCAGCAGCAUGUUUUAAUUAUUAGUUUACACAAAACGAACUUUAAGCGAAGUCACAUUUCAUUAAAGACCACAUUUUGCGCUUGAAGUCUGUCAGUUAAACUCGCUGACGGUGUUAAUGAACAGUAAAAGCCCGCGAAUAUUUCAAGUAUUGUGUAUUUCGGUUAGUUUCAGCACAUCGAUCCAUCAUAAGUGUCUGUUAAAUGCGUUUUGCCGAUAUUUGUGCUGUUUUUCGGUGUCCUGAGGAGGAAAAGCUGAUGGUUGAGCCCGAGGGACACCGCUUUAUUAUGUCGCUUUUUUUACAGCAGGGCUGAAGGGAAAUUUAAAGGACCUAAAAAUAAAGUGUCGGUUUCUACUCCACAAAGAAUCAUUUGAACUUCCUACCGCAGAAGGAGAAGGACAUAAAUAGUUCUGACAUGUGGAUGUAAUUUCAGGAAAAAAGGCAGACAGAUGCAGAGAAAUAAAACGCUAGCGGGAGAGAGAGAGAGUGGGAAGAGAUCUGUGACAAGGAAAAGCCGUGAGAAAAUAUUCAUAAUUUCACAAGCGAACGAUGUAAUGGGAGGGCAGCAGAUGGACGAGAAAUGACUGGCUCUUUAUCGGCGCUUAAACAGACGCAAACCUCAGAGAAACCCGUGUAAUCUGACAGCAGUUUGAGUGAACCGAGGCGGGAUGGGAGCCACGCUGGUCGUGCACACUUUAGGGCUCCUCUUCUGCGGCACCUUGCUGAGCUUCGUCUAUGGUCUGGUUGAUGCUGAUGAUGUCCUCACGAAAGAGGAACAACUCUAUGUUCUGUUCACCGCAAAGCGGAAGUGCGAGCUGGUGAUCAAGUCCAAACAUAAAACUGAGGGUUUCUGCUCGCCAGAGUGGGAUGGCAUCGUGUGCUGGCCCGAGGGUCUUCCUGGGAGGAUGGUGUCCACCGCCUGUCCGGAGUACAUAUAUGACUUCAACCACAAAGGCCAUGCCUACCGGCGCUGUGACUUCAACGGGACCUGGGAACUGGCCUCGAACAACAACAAGACCUGGGCGAACUACAGCGAGUGCGCCAAGUUCCUCACCCAUUACAACCCGAACCAAGAGAGGGAGGUUUUCCACAGGCUUUACCUGAUCUACACGGUGGGCUACUCCAUCUCUCUGGGCUCACUGAUGGUGGCGACUGUCAUCCUCGGAUACUUCCGGCGGCUGCACUGCACCAGAAACUACAUCCACAUGCACUUGUUUGUAUCGUUCAUGUUGAGGGCCAUUAGUAUAUUUGUGAAAGAUGUGGUGUUGUACUCUGGUGCUGCGUUGCAGGAAAUGGAACGAAUCACAGUGGAGGAUCUCAAAUCCAUCACAGAAGCCCCUCCUGCCAACAAAACCCAUUUUAUUGGCUGUAAGGUGGCGGUGACUCUCUUCUUGUACUUCUUGGCGACUAAUUAUUACUGGAUUCUGGUGGAAGGCCUGUACCUGCACAGCCUUAUCUUCAUGACCUUCUUCUCAGACAGGAAGUACCUCUGGGGCUUUACUCUGAUUGGAUGGGGUGUUCCUGCGAUGUUCGUCACCAUCUGGGCCAGCGUGAGAGCCACUCUUGCCGACACUGAGUGCUGGGAUUUAAGCGCAGGAAACCUGAAAUGGAUUGUGCAGAUCCCUAUUCUGACAGCAAUUGUUGUAAAUUUUUUGUUGUUCCUGAAUAUAAUCAGAGUCUUGGCAACAAAACUCCGAGAAACAAAUGCAGGGAGAUGUGACACCAGACAACAGUACAGAAAGCUGUUGAAGUCCACCCUGGUGCUCAUGCCGUUGUUCGGCGUUCACUACAUCGUCUUCAUGGCAAUGCCCUACACAGAGGUGUCCGGGGUCCCGUGGCAAAUACAGAUGCACUAUGAAAUGCUCAUUAACUCAUUCCAGGGAUUCUUUGUUGCAAUUAUAUAUUGCUUCUGCAAUGGAGAGGUCCAGGCAGAAAUCAAGAAGUCGUGGAGUCGGAGGACACUGGCUCUGGACUUCAAGAGGAAAGCCCGGAGCGGCAGCAACACGUACAGCUACGGGCCCAUGGUGUCCCACACCAGCGUGACCAACGUGACGGCCCGCGGGCCCCUGGCCCUGCACCUCACCACCCGCCUGGGGCCCGGGGCCAUCAACGGACACCGCAACCUCCCGGGGUACGUCAAGAACGGCUCCGUCUCCGAGAACUCCAUCCCGUCCUCGGGCCACGAGAACCUCCAGGCGGAGAAAACCAUCCCGGUGGUGGAGGAGGAAAGAGAAACCGUCAUGUGACUUCAGGAAGAGGACUAGUGUUGUGCAGAAAAGGGCUAGCAGGUCCUUUGUUUCCUCAGGAUUUCCUCACAGUUUGACUUGUGGGAGCAUCUCAGAUGUGUUGGAGACUCAACGGACCAACCAAAGACCAUCAGUGUCCAGUAAACGAGCCGGACUGGAACCUUCUACUGGCUUUAUUUGGAGGAUCAGGACAGAUUUCGGUUAUGGUGAACACCCUCAUAUAUCACACGAGUGUUUCACAGCGCCGGCGCUUUCAGGUCCGAUGAAGAGCGGUGAGUCUGCUUCUGAUGAAAGGUCUGGCUCUCUGGAACGUGAAUUGUAAAUAAGACAGCCGUGAGAUUUUACAUUGGACUUAUUUGAUCAGCACUAAUGUCAUUUUAUUUACACAAGUUCCGAAUGAUGCCAGAUCUGUGAUCUUUGUAUUAUAAUAGCUGUUUUUUGUUCGGAGAAUGUGAUAUUUAUAUUUCUCUAAGCCUUGAGAGUUUUAACAGUACACUGCAAAAAAAAUAUGUUCUUCCUCAGUGUUUCUGUCUUGUUUUCCAGCACAAAUAUCUCAACAUUCUUAAAUCAAGAUACAUUUACUGGAGAAACACGAUAUUAGGUCUUGUUUUCUGAAAAAUGUAUCAAAUA
Rhinichthys klamathensis goyatoka is the source of this 3162-nucleotide messenger RNA. RefSeq names its product parathyroid hormone 1 receptor (gene pth1r). The transcript is spliced from 13 exons. Gene Ontology annotation, biological process: cell surface receptor signaling pathway; intracellular calcium ion homeostasis; adenylate cyclase-activating G protein-coupled receptor signaling pathway. Gene Ontology annotation, molecular function: parathyroid hormone receptor activity; peptide hormone binding; G protein-coupled peptide receptor activity. The record is from RefSeq and is a predicted model, not a curated record. The coding region runs from base 955 to 2532 and encodes 525 amino acids. Gene Ontology annotation, cellular component: plasma membrane. Lineage: Eukaryota; Metazoa; Chordata; Actinopteri; Cypriniformes; Leuciscidae.